UCCAUUUUCUUCCCGAGGAUCGUCAGGGCGGACGGCAGGCAGCACCAUUUUAGGGAGACGCGUCGUCAAACUCUGUCUCUAGCAUUUACCUUUAUUGUGACUACGUCUAGUCUCUUAGGAAGCUAGAACAUUACAGUUUCUGUCCAAUCAAAAUAACACGAGAUACCGUGCACUGCCUCACUGUGCAGGUCCUACAGCUGCUAAAGCUAACCCCAGCCGACUGUAAGGCUUUUCUCUCGACCGACGGAACAUUCACUGAGACUGAAAGCGAAGUCUGUCAAAAUGAGUGCAGCCUCCUCCCAAAAAGUUGUCCUGAAAAGCACCACCAAAGUGUCUCUAAAUGAGCGCUUCACUAACAUGCUGAAGAACAAGCAGCCCACUGCGGUAAGCAUUCGAGCCACCAUGCAACAGCAGCAUUUGGCCAGUGCCCGCAAUCGCCGGCUGGCCCAGCAGAUGGAGAACCGACCUUCAGUGCAAGCUGCUCUGAAUCACAAGCAGAGCCUGAAGCAGCGCCUGGGAAAGAGCAACAUCCAGGCCAGGCUGGGUCGGCCUGUCGGGGCACUGAUGCGUGGAGGAGCUCCUGGAGGCAGAGGAGGACUGCGGGGGAUGGCCAGGGGAAGCCUCAGAGGACGAGCCAGAGGAGGAGUAAUGAGGGGAGCUCUGUCCCUGAGAGGGAAGCGAGUGCCUACAGGUGCCCCCAUGCGAGGUCGUGGCUCUGCUGGCCGUCUGGCGAUGCGUAGAGGAGGCCGCCACCGCGGAGGAGCUGCCGGCCGAGGGGGGCCUCUGUCCCGAGGAGCAGCAAGAGGAGGAGUAGCCAGAGGGCGUGGUGGACUGCGUGGGCGUGGUGGUUUUGCUGGUCGAGGUGGUCGCGGCCGCGGACGGGGCCGAGGCGUUGGCCGACCCUCUGUGACCCGUGAACAACUGGACAACCAGCUGGACGCCUACAUGUCAAAGACCAAAGGUCACUUGGAUGCUGAACUGGACGCCUACAUGGCCCAGGCAGACCCAGACAGUAUGGAGUAACCCUUGAAGGAUUCUGAAUAUGAAGCACAUGCAGAGUCACUGCAGAACUGUACAGCUGAACUCACUCAUACGGUGUAGUUUUGAUGUGCUGAGAAAUGAUUGUGUUCAUAAUUUAGAUGAGUGGUGACAGUCCAGGACUCGGCAGGAACUCAAGUUGUCAUCUGAAUGUGCUUCCACCACUAGUCAGUUGUGCACCAACCUGCUCCUGCAAAACUCUUUUCAUUCUGGAAUAACUGUGUGAAGGGACCUUUUUAAACAUUAACGAAACCUGCUGUCUAUACACUUAUGUUUUUUUUUUUUUUUUUUUUGUUUCUUUUUUAUAUGUAUAUGUCCUAAAACACUUUUUUUUAAAAAAAAAAGAAAAAACCUUUUGGACAGAUGUGUAAUGGCUUAAUGAUCAAUGAUCCAGAUGAUGUUGUAUUAGCUUUCUGUUGAAACCAAUUUUCAAUUAAACCUUUUUUUUUUUGUUCACUUUUAUUUAAUUUGAUUUUAGCAUUGGUGUGCGCAGACCUUUGGGGAUUCAUUAAACAGCUUAUUCUCAAAGCAUCGUCAAGGCAAAACUUUCUAAAUUAUGUGCUGAGAAAGAAUGUAUGCGAAAUGUCUUUGAGCCAAGUAUCUGUCCUUGUUUUGUGUUUGAAAGAUGUAGUACUUUGAAGGUUUUGUUUUUUGUUUUUUGUUUUUUUUAUCUCUGUAUCUUCCACUUGUUAGCAUUCUUUAGUGGAGGGUUGGCAUUCUGAAUUUGUACUUGAGAGCAUUUGUAUGACAUUAUCCAAAACAAGUCAAAUAGGUUUUAAUUAAAAUGGAAACGGUGA
Messenger RNA from Toxotes jaculatrix (banded archerfish), 1835 nucleotides. RefSeq names its product chromatin target of PRMT1a (gene chtopa). The transcript is spliced from 6 exons. The record is from RefSeq and is a predicted model, not a curated record. NCBI's taxonomy places the organism in Eukaryota, Metazoa, Chordata, Actinopteri, Toxotidae. The coding region runs from base 283 to 1023 and encodes 246 amino acids.